Molecule: messenger RNA, 3752 nt
Organism: Hyla sarda
Lineage: Eukaryota; Metazoa; Chordata; Amphibia; Anura; Hylidae
Gene: NUP88
Product: nucleoporin 88
Exons: 17
Coding region: 365-2515 (716 amino acids)
Biological process (GO): mRNA export from nucleus; ribosomal large subunit export from nucleus; protein import into nucleus
Cellular component (GO): nuclear pore
Molecular function (GO): protein binding; structural constituent of nuclear pore
Source: RefSeq, a predicted model, not a curated record
UCAGGCGGGUCUUCAGCUUGUAGAUCACCAGCCAUGGAACUCCCACUGCCACCAGAGAGACUUUUAAGGCAUUCUGUGUAGUUGCAGUCUCACAGAUACGGGACAGUGUGGUGAUUUCGGGACAGUGUGGAGCGCUCUGGCUGCUGUGGGCGGCAAUCUUUAGGCGCGCUUUACAAUACGGAGAUGGUGAAGGCAGUUCUCCAGUACCAGGAGAUGCACACCCCGCCAUGUGCGGCAGUGAGAAGGGGGCGGCAGCUCUGAUCCUCCCUCACGUCCAGCUCCUAUCACAGGCCGCCGUCCUUCACAAGUGACGUCAGAGCCAUAGGCGGUGAGAUUUCCGAACCCACACCGGCUCCUGGGUAACAUGGCGGCGGUGGGUAGAAGCGGAGACGGAUGGCAAAACGCGCUGAGUGAACACUCGCUUUUCACGCAGCUGCGGCCACAGGCUGCUAUCAGGAAUGCGGCACAGCUGAAGAACCUACUGUGCUAUGUGGACGGUGACCUGCUGGUCUGGAACCAGGAGGACUGCGCCUUUCACACCAUCAGACUCCGCAGCCUGAACGCGGGCAGCCCUGGCUGUGAGCAGAAGCUGCUCUGUAUCAACGCCCCGUUGUUUGAUGUGACUGAGGUCCUGCUGAACCCUACGCAGGAGCAUAUUGCUUUGAUUGGUAACAAAGGCUUGAUGGUCCUGGAUGUCCCUAAGCGCUGGGGCAAAAACUCUGAGUUUGAAGGAGGUGAAAAGACUGUGAAUUGCAGAACUAUCCCAAUUGCUGAGAGAAUUUUCACUAGCUCCACUUCCCUGAUUCUGAAGCAUGCGGCAUGGUACCCUAGUGAGACACAAGAACCUCGUCUGAUUUUACUAACAUCUGAUAAUACCAUAAGAAUAUACAAGCUUCAUGAUCAUUUCUCUCCGGAAAAAGUUAUCCCACUGUCCAAUGCAGAUGAGGAGACAUCAGUUCAACCUCAGAAUAGGCGCUCUUACAAAGCUUCCCUUGGUGAGAUUGCUGUUGCAUUUGAUUUUGGCCCAUUAACUUCUGUAUCGAGGGGUGUCGGUCUGUACAGUAAACAAAACGCUGCAUAUCCUCUGUACAUACUUUAUGAGAAUGGAGAGACCUUCCUUAUAUACAUUGAUUUACAAGGGAGCAGCCAUGUUGGCAGGCUGCUAGGCCCUCUUCCUAUGCACCCUGCUGCAGAGGAUAACUAUGGAUAUGAUGCUUGCUCAGUGCUUUGCUUGUCCUGUGUCCCAAACAUCCUUGUAAUUGCAACCGAAUCUGGACUCCUAUAUCACUGUGUGGUAUUGGAAGGAGAAGAUGAUGAUGAACAGACCUCUGACAAGUCUUGGAACACCAGCUCUGACCUGAUCCCGUCCCUCUAUGUUUUUGAGUGUGUUGAGCUUGAACUAGCUCUAAAACUGUCCACAGAGGAAGAGGAAGAAUCCAUUGAGACGGACUUCUCAUGUCCCAUUAAGCUACACAGAGACUCGGUGUGUCAAUCAAGAUAUCAUUGCACUCAUGUGGCUGGCAUUCACAGUGUAGGCCUGACCUGGUUCAGCAGGCUGGAAAAGUUUCUUAGUGCAGGUGAAGAGGAUAAAGACAGUCUGCAAGAAUUGGCUGCAGAGCAGAAAUGCCUUGUAGAGCAUAUUUUAUGUACUAAGCCCCUACCUUGCAGGCUUCCCGCACCCAUUCAAGGAUUUUGGAUUGUUUCAGACCUUUCACUUGGGACCACUAUGAUAUGCCUUACUAGUGGCUAUGAAUGCAUUACAAGACAAUUACUAACGACUAUCCGGCCACCAUCUCCACCACUUCUUUGCUCCCAGGUUGAUGGCCACAUUACAGAGCCUGUCCCACAUGUCUUGGAAGAUGUAAAAGGCCCUUUUGAAAGUCACAUAAGGAAUAUUCUUAUUCGGACCUCUGCAAAUCCUUUGCUUCUAAAUUCAUCUAGUAAAGAUUCUUCUCCUCCACCCGAGGAAUGUCUUCAGCUGUUAAGUCGAGCAACCCAAGUUUUCCGUGAAGAGUACAUCUUGAAGCAGGAUAUGGCCAGAGAGGAGAUUCAAAGAAGAGUAAAAUUGCUGGUUGCUCAAAAAGAAAAGCAGCUAAAAGACCUGCGAUACUGUAAUGAAGAAAGAAAAAGCCUCCACGAAAUGGCUGAACGUCUUGCUGAGAAAUAUGAGGAGGCAAAAGAGAAACAAGAUGAUCUCAUGAGCAGGUUAAAGGCUGUGCUGCACAGCUUCAAUGCUAGACAUCCUGUUUUGACAGACAGUGAACGAGAUAUGAAGAAAGAGCUACUUACAAUGCAUGAACAAAUACAUCAUCUGGAUAAUGCAAUAAAACAGGUCAAAUUGAAAAUGGAUUAUCAAGAGCGUAAAAUGGAAAAAGUAAAAAGUCCAAGAAAAUCCAAUCUGACUCUCAGUGACUACCAGCGGAAGAAUAUCCUUGCUGUGUUGAAAGAACAGUCUGAACAUAUUCAAAAAAUGGUGAAACACAUAAACGAUGUCCGAAGUCACGUGAGCUUUUAACGCCAAAAUGUCCAUACACCAUAUUUAAACCUAAAGCGUACCUUUAUUCAAAGAGUGGAAGUAGGAGAAUAUAUGGACUGCAAUGUUGUGGAUUUCUGGAUUCCAUUAUUGUACAUACCAUGCUUAAAUUUAUUGAAUUGUCUCCAUUUUAACACAUCUGUUUCUGGUGACAGGACUUUGUACAAAAAAAAAGUUGCUAUGUAUUUUUUUUUUUCCCCAAGCUUUUCUAAUACAGAACUUUAAACAUUUUUUGGCUAAACUAAACAAUAAUGUGUCUAUUUCAUACGUUUUACCGUGUGCGCAGUGCAGACCUAUUCUACUAAGGUCCUGUCUGUACAGUUUAUGUUCUGUUACACUACUACUAUAAGCAAUUGUUACAAUUAGGUCUUGUGCUAAUAUUGUAUGAAACUUUUAAAGUGCGCAUUUCAUCAUUUUUAAUUAUUUAUAGUGUCUGCAAAAUGGGAGCAUAGCCUUUGUCUGCAUUUACACACUCUAAUAUGGAUACAACCCUUGCCCGAACAUGGGUCAUAUUAGAUCUCUUUGUUGCUUUAGGGCCAUUAGAGCCGUGCUUUGGCCUGACAGGUUUUGGCUAAAAAUGCUAACCAAAAUACUGUGUGUGAACCCAGCCUAAAUGUAUUUUACAUCAUUCAAGGAAAAAGUAACAACCUUGAUGGAAGUGGACUUACCACUACUCCCUAUUAGUAUGAUUUACCACUACUCCCUAUUAGUAUGAUUUACCACUACUCCCUAUUAGUAUGAUUUACCACUACUCCCUAUUAGUUCAACCGCUAUCAUCACAAUCUAGUGGAGUGCUUUUUAAACAGUGUGUCUCCAGCUGUUGUGAAACUACAUCUCCCAGCAUGCCCAGACAAUAGCAUUGCUGCUGACACUUAUGGUAAUUUUGAUGUAUUAAAGUAGUUGGGAAGCAUCAUUGCGAAUCUGUCCUCCACUAAAUUGCCAUGAUUGAUAAAAAAAAUUUGCAAGCUUUAAGCUAGGUUCAUACUGUGUUUUAGCAGCCAGUCAGAAGUAUCCAUCUGUAUACUGUAACGGGAUGCCGAUGUCUACCGGAUGCUAAUAGAGAGCAGCAGAGGGGACACCAUUCAUUUCAGUGGCCUGAACAGAGUCACCUAGUGACCCCAUUUGGGACGUAUACAAUAUUUUAAGUGAACUGAAAAGCAUCAUCUUCUGCAUUGUUCAGUCUGCUUAAACUAGCGCAUAUGUCCUGGAGUCACUAGGG